CCUCGCGCCUGUUUUGUGGCCUGAGUUGUCUGUCGAAAGGAGAGCUUACUGGUUUUGUCAGUAGCUGUGUCUUUUAUUACAAGUUCUGAGUCUUAGGGAUCCAUCUUGCUGGUCCGCGGUCCAAGAUGGACAAAGUCUGUGCGGUUUUUGGAGGCUCCCGGGGGAUCGGCAGGGCAGUAGCCCAGCUAAUGGCCCAGAAGGGUUACCGUCUGGCGAUCGUCUCCAGAAACCUGGAAGUGGCCAAAGCCACCGCCGGCGAGCUCGGCGGAAACCACUUGGCAUUUAGGUGUGAUGUUGCCAAAGAACAAGAUGUUCAGAGUACAUUUCAAGAGAUGGAGAAAUAUUUAGGUCCAGUAAAUUUCUUGGUAAAUGCAGCCGGUAUCAACAGAGACAGUCUUCUAGUAAGAACAAAGACUGAAGACAUGGUCUCUCAGCUGCACACUAACCUCCUGGGCUCCAUGCUGACCUGUAAAGCUGCCAUGAAGACAAUGAUUCAGCAGGGAGGGUCUAUUGUUAAUGUGGGGAGUAUUAUUGGUUUGAAAGGCAACGUGGGCCAGUCUGCGUACAGCGCCACCAAAGGAGGGCUCGUUGGGUUUUCACGAUCGCUUGCUAAAGAGGUUGCACGAAAGAAAAUCCGAGUGAAUGUGGUGGCACCAGGACUUAUUCGCACGGAUAUGACAAGACACUUGAAAGAAGAACACUUCAAGAAAAACAUUCCUCUUGGGAGGUUUGGAGAAACUCUUGAGCUCAGGGUCUCCAGCCAGGCGCCAGACAAGGACUUUCCCACUGAGCUUCCUCAGCCUGCACAGCACUGGUCUUAGAAAAGAGUAUUUGCUUGAGAACAGAAAUGAAGACACAGAACUGAUUGCAAAUAUAGAUAGAAUCCCUUUUGCCUUGACCUUUGUGGGGAAUAAUAGGCUAUUUCUAUAUACUGGAUUCAUGCUGUUUUUAUUUGCCAUUGUUGAAAUGCCCUUAAUAUUUCAUUUUAAAAAGUAAUGUUUUGGCCAGACGCUGUUGGUACACACCUUUUAUUUCAGCACCUGGGAAGCAGAAGCAGGUGAAUCGCUGAGUUCAGGACAGCCAAAGCUGCACAGAGAAACUCUCUCUCGAAAAACAAACAAACAAACAAACAAACAAACAAGUGCCUAUAAUCUCAGCUACUUGAGCAGCUAAGGAAGAAAUAUAGCAAACUCAAGGACAGCCUGGGUUACACAGUGCAAGGACAGCCUGGGUUACAUAGUGCAAGGACAGGCUGGGAAAGUUAGCAAGACUUUUUCAAAAUAAUUAAUACAUUUUAAAACGGACUGGUGAUGUGGUAGAGUGCUUGCCCAGCAUGAACAAGUUCCCAGGUUCAGAUGAGAACAGAACAAAACUCAGUGAUCCAGGAUUCGUCGAACUACAGUUUUGAAGCAGAACAUUAUCUAAACAGAGAUUUAAUUAUAUAUUGAAGGUCAACUCAAACAUGUGAAUAAGCUGUACUAAUAAAUUCAGAAUAACUGUCAUAAAUUAAAAGCCAUGUACUAAAUACAGAGCCCUUUAUCUCUGGCCUCCUCCUCUCUUUACUCGGUUUAUUAGCCUUUGGGUUUUUCAGUUCUGGGCUUUGGGUCUGCCUGCCGAGUCAGUGCUGUACCGUGGGUUCCAUGUGCAGCAUGCUUCAGGAUAAGAAAUGUGUGCCAUCGGUGCCCUUUGUAUUGCUGAACGAAUGGCCUGCCCGCUAAGUGUAAGCCAUGGUGACUGGGGAGUGUUCAGGUGUU
Mus caroli (Ryukyu mouse) is the source of this 1754-nucleotide messenger RNA. It is a transcript of the gene Cbr4, whose product is annotated as carbonyl reductase 4. Gene Ontology annotation, molecular function: quinone binding; oxidoreductase activity, acting on the CH-OH group of donors, NAD or NADP as acceptor. The record is from RefSeq and is a predicted model, not a curated record. Gene Ontology annotation, biological process: fatty acid biosynthetic process. Lineage: Eukaryota; Metazoa; Chordata; Mammalia; Rodentia; Muridae.